AUGGCCACCUUCGCGUGGUCCGUAGACGAGAUGCCCGACAUCAGUCCGGAAGUUAUCUCGCACGAGCUGAAUGUGGACCCUACGUUCCGACCUGUAAAGCAGAAGCGAAGGAAGCUGGGUCCUGAGCGAGCUGAAAUCGUUAACAAAGAGGUUGAACGUUUGCUGAAGGCAGGACAGAUACGCGAAGUAAAAUACCCUGAGUGGCUCGCAAACACAGUGGUAGUCAAAAAGAAGAACGGAAAGUCGCGAGUCUGCGUUGAUUUCACCGACCUGAAUAAGGCGUGCCCCAAAGACAGCUUUCCACUUCCGCAUAUCGACCGGUUAGUUGAGUCCACUUCGGGUCACGAGCUGAUGUCUUUCAUGGACGCAUUCUCUGGCUACAACCAAAUCCUAAUGAACCCGGACGACCAGGAGAAGACUGCAUUCAUUACGGACCGCGGGAUCUAUUGCUACAAGGUGAUGCCUUUUGGGCUAAAAAAUGCGGGAGCAACCUACCAAAGACUGGUGAACCGAAUGUUCGAGCAUCAACUCGGAAAAACCAUGGAAGUCUACAUCAAUGACAUGCUGGUAAAAUCAAUGGAAGCCAGCUCGCAUCUCGCCGAUCUGAAAGUCUGCUUCGACAUCCUGGAUCAGUUCGGGAUGAAACUCAACCCCACGAAGUGCACCUUUGCAGUCCCAUCAGGAGAAUUUCUGGGGUAUAUCGUCACAGAAAGAGGAAUUGAAGCGAACCCGAGGCAAAUUAAUGCUUUCCUGUCUAUGGGUUCUCCUAGAACCUUGCGCGAGGUGCAACGUCUUAACGGACGGAUCGCAGCUCUCAACCGCUUCAUUUCUCGAUCUACGGACAAAUGCCUCCCUUUCUACCAGCUGUUACGGAAAGGGGGAAAAAAUUUCUUGUGGGAUGCGAAGUGUGAGGAGGCGUUCGCCCAACUCAAAGCUUAUCUAUCUGAACCGCCGGUCUUGGCGAAGCCUGAGUUCGGAGAGCCGCUCUUUCUUUACGUAGCCGUUUCGGAUAGUGCGGUCAGCGGAGUUUUGGUUCGUGAAGAAAGGGGGGAGCAGCGACCAAUUUUCUAUGUCAGCAAGUCAUUUACUGGGGCGGAAUCCAGGUACCCUAUGAUGGAAAAAUUGGCCCUAGCAGUGGUCACUUCGGCAAGAAAGCUGCGGCCUUACUUCCAGUCCCAUACAAUCAUAAUCCUGACGACGCAGCCACUUCGGACGGUAUUACAUAGUCCGAGCCAAUCCGGACGGCUAGCUAAGUGGUCUGUCGAGCUGAGCGAAUACGACAUCGAGUUCCGGACUCGAACCUGUGCUAAGGCGCAGGUGCUGGCGGAUUUCUUGAUCGAACUCCCACUAGCCUCUUUGGUUAGCGAUAAUGUCGAAGCCCCGUGGACGUUGUAUGUUGAUGGUGCUUCUUCCAAAUCGGGAGCAGGAAUUGGGGUCCACCUCACUUCUCCUACAGGCGAAGUUAUUGAACAGUCAUUUCGCUUGGCUUUCAGUGCGUCCAACAAUGAAGCCGAGUACGAAUCCUUCCUUGCUGGCUUACGCCUCGCAGUGGGGAUUGGUGUCCGAAAACUUCGAGCUUUUUGCGAUUCGCAGCUGGUCACCAACCAGUUUUUGGGGGAGUACGAGACAAAGGAUGGUCGUAUGGAGGCUUAUUUGUCCACAGCUCGGGAGUUAGUCGCUAGGUUCGAGGAGUUCGAAAUCACUAAGAUCCCACGAAGUGAGAACUCCGCUGCGGACGCUUUAGCAUCUUUAGCAUCCACUUCGGAUCCCGCAAUGACAAGAAUUAUCCCCGUCGAAGUUAUUCAGUUUCCAAGUAUUCGACUAGAGAGCUCAAACGUUGUCACCCGGGCGAUGAAAAAACAGUUGGCUGCUGAGGAAGCAGCUCGUAAAGCGGCUACGGAUUCUUUACCCUUGGAGGAUCCGGCUCCCGUUAUGCCUACUCCAAUGGAAGUUCACCCACCUCCAGCUGAGCUAGACGCGAGUUCAACUCCGGAAUCAUCAAACUCACCAGUUGACAGUCAAGCUGUUAUCCCACAUGCUGCUUCGAGCGGCACGAAUUCUAACAGCUGGGGGGCAGAUGACUGGAGGAGCCCGAUCUGGGCUUACCUGGAAAAAGGGGAACUCCCAGCCGACAAAUGGGCAGCCAGGAAGCUUAAGAUCGUCAGUGCGGGGUACUGCGUUCACAAGGGAAUACUUCUACGCCGAAGUGUAGCUGGUCCUUAUCUAACUUGCGUGGCUGGUAGAGAGCCCACGAUGCUAAUGCGAGCUGUUCACGACAGUCCCAAUGGGAAUCAUUCUGGAGGUCGGACUCUGGCUUUCAAAAUUAAACGGCAAGGUUACUUCUGGCCUACCAUGAUCACGGACUGCGAAAAAUAUUCUCGAACUUGUGAGAAGUGUCAGAAGCACGCCCCGUCAAUUCAUCAACCUACCGAGCUCCUGUCUUCGGUGUCCGCACCUUACCCAUUCAUGAGGUGGUCUAUGGAUAUCAUCGGUCCAUUACAUCGAGGACCAGGAGGAGUUCAGUACGUGCUCGCUCUUACCGACUAUUUCUCCAAGUGGGUAGAAGCGGCAGCCUACGCGAAAGUAACAAGUGACGAAGUGGAGCAGUUCGUACUAAAAAGUAUAAUCUAUCGCUACGGGGUCCCCCACGAAAUCGUCACAAACAAUGGUCCGCAGUUCAUCUCCUUGAAGUUCGAAGAGUUCUGCGCGAAGUGGAAGAUUCGACUCAAUAAGUCAACUCCGCGUUACCCGCAAGAAAGUCGUCCAUCCCCUGAUUCGACAUUUGCCCGAGAUUAG
This is a messenger RNA of Camelina sativa (false flax), 2796 nucleotides long. Lineage: Eukaryota; Viridiplantae; Streptophyta; Magnoliopsida; Brassicales; Brassicaceae. The record is from RefSeq and is a predicted model, not a curated record.